Messenger RNA from Closterium sp. Naga37s-1, 807 nucleotides. NCBI's taxonomy places the organism in Eukaryota, Viridiplantae, Streptophyta, Zygnematophyceae, Desmidiales, Closteriaceae. The record is from the annotation of a GenBank genome assembly.
AUGUCUUCUAGUGUCCUCUUAAUUCUAGCCCUCUUCGAGAUUACCGCGCACGCGAAAACAGUGACCGCAGCACCCGGAAACGGCAGCAAGCAGAGUCCGCCUCCCGAUCUAGCGCCCAAGGAAGAAUUGCUAUCCACCUGCAAGUUUCCAGGUGAGAUCAAUCUCACAAUAUCUCCAGAGUUCAUCGGGACCACGUGGCGGGGGUGGGGAACUUCGCUCGCGUGGUUCGCGAAUUACGUCGGCGGCUUGCCGCAGCAGCAGCUGACCGCGAUGCUCGACCUUAUCUUCGACCCCAUCAACGGCUUAGGCCUGAACAUCGUACGUUACAAUAUCGGAGGGGGACACAACGAUACACUCAGCCCGCAGUUUCAUCAGAGCUUGGAGGCGCAUUGGAGGGGCAUUCCUGGUUACAAGCCGACAAAGGACGGGCCGUACGUUUGGAGCGCGGACGAACGGCAGCGGAAGGUGCUGCUGGGAGCGAAGGAGAGAGGCGCGAAUGUCUUCGAGGCGUUUUCGAACAGCCCGCCUUGGUGGAUGACCCAGUCGGGUGACGUGGCAGGUGCGGUUUCGAAAGGGAAGACGAAUUUGCUGCCUCAGUACGAAGACGAUUUCGCAGACUACUUGACGACAGUCGUGGCGGAGUUCGCGAAAAGGUGGGGAGUUACUUUCGAUGCGUUGGAGCCGUUUAACGAGGCGCUGGAGGGGUUUUGGAUGGUCGGGAAGGAACACGAGGGCUAUACGGCAGCAUACGCGACACGGGGAAGCAGCUGGGGAGGGAGGUGUGGGUUAGCGAAGCUGGAGCGUUAG